This is a messenger RNA of Uranotaenia lowii, 1065 nucleotides long. RefSeq lists its product as uncharacterized. NCBI's taxonomy places the organism in Eukaryota, Metazoa, Arthropoda, Insecta, Diptera, Culicidae. The transcript has a single exon. The coding region runs from base 1 to 1065 and encodes 354 amino acids. The record is from RefSeq and is a predicted model, not a curated record.
AUGGCGAAGCAGUCGUGUUCCUGCUGCAAGGAAGAUCACUCCAUGUACCGGUGCCCCAAAUUCCAACAAAUGAAUUUGCCGGACAGGAAGGCUGUCGUCUCAAGGGCCAGUCUUUGUUUCAACUGCUUGCGAGCACUUCAUCAAGUCAGUGAGUGUCCGUCCGAGCAAGGGUGCAAGGUGGAAGGAUGCAAUCGAAAGCACCACAGUUUCUUGCAUCCCACCAACCCAACCAGUAGCGCAAAGAUGGAAGCUGAUGGUGCUGCUGAAACGCCAACAACAUCGAAGUACACCACUGCAACAAUGUGUGCUCACUUGGGAGCAGCCAAUAAGCAGGUGCUACUAUCGACAGCGCACGUGCUAAUUGUCGGGAAGAAUGGCUCCACUGUUAAGUGUCGAGCGCUUCUUGACUCCGGAUCUGACAGUCACAUCAUAAGUAAGACUUUGGCCUCCAACCUUAGGAUCAACAUGCGACCAGUUGAACUUCCGGUUAGUGGACUCAACGACACUCAGACCCGUGUGAAUUAUACUCUCUCGACACGCAUCAAAUCAUGUGCCAACGACUUUUCCACCUCUGAGCUGGAAUUUUUGGUUGUGCCAUCAUCUGUGUCUGCCAACCUACCUCUAUGCGAAGUAGAUACACGAACAUUAGAAAUUCCGACCGGUCUUACAUUGGCAGAUCCAGCUUUAACUUUCUAUAUCCCUGAUCCGGUUGACGUAAUCAUCGGUAACGAAAUCUUCUUCGACUUGGUACGAGAUGGUAGAUUGAAAAUGAGCAACAGCAGCCUCACCCUAGCAGAAACAGAAUUAGGCUGGGUGAUGUCAGGUUCUGUUCAGCCUAGGAAACCCAAACCUCUUCCACGUGUGUGCCAAUUGAACCAUAAACAGGCCGAACUUUAUGCUACUCUGAAUUCACCGUGGAAAGAUUCAUCGCAACCUGGCGAUUCUUGUGAAGAAACAGUGCGUGCUAAUAACGUUGGUUGCAAAGCAGUGGCGACUUGGAAGCAUCGUGACUUUUCAUCCAGGCGAAGACAACAUCGACGGUACUGCUCAAAAAGCUUCGGUUGA